Molecule: messenger RNA, 1543 nt
Organism: Candoia aspera
Lineage: Eukaryota; Metazoa; Chordata; Lepidosauria; Squamata; Candoiidae
Gene: UBXN2A
Product: UBX domain protein 2A
Exons: 8
Coding region: 176-1012 (278 amino acids)
Biological process (GO): proteasome-mediated ubiquitin-dependent protein catabolic process; membrane fusion; nuclear membrane reassembly
Cellular component (GO): nucleus; cytosol
Molecular function (GO): ubiquitin binding
Source: RefSeq, a predicted model, not a curated record
CGCCAUCGAUUCGAAACAUCGCAGCGUGGCAGCCGCCGGCGGAUCCGACUUCUCCCUUUGGGGAGGGGGAGUAGCUUCCUACCAUUAGGACCCAGCUGAAGCUCUGAAAAUAUUUGGUGGCAAAGAUAUAUAAAAAUUCAGCAAAUCCAAAACGGGGCAAAUACUUUUUCACAGCAUGCCAGCUAUCAUGACUGGCAGUCAACCACAGCCUUGUGGUGUGUGGAACAGAAUGCAAGAAGCUGACAAGAUUGAAACCUUGAAUCCAGAAUGGAUUUGCCAACCCAGAAAUGAUGGCCAAAUUCAGAAUGAUACAGAGCAAAAUGAUUGUGAAGAUUGUGUUGAUAACCUUUUUGAAGAAGCUCAGAAAGUUGGGGCUGUAUCUACAGAGCAGGCUAAACUUAAAUCGAAAGCUGAUACAAUUAUUAAAUUAUGGAAAAAUGGAUUUACAGUAAAUGAUGGUGAACUCCGAAGUUAUACAGAUGUUGCAAACCAGCGCUUCUUGGAUUCCAUUAAAAACGGGCAACUGCCUCUUGAAUUACAGAAGAUUUGUCAUAAAGAAGAAGUGGAUGUGAAGGUGGAUUAUAAGAAGGAUGAGUUAUAUACAUCACAGAAACCAGUAUUCCAUCCUUUCUCUGGACCAGGAUAUCGAUUGGGAAGUGCUACACCAAGAAUAAUUUCCAAAGUAAAAAAAAACCUUGAAGAAACUGAAAAGAGAAAACCGACAGUGGUGCUAAAUAAUUCAGAACCUAUUACUAGUAUCCAGAUUUGGUUUGCAGAUGGAGCAAGGAUAGUACAAAACUUCAAUAUUUCUCAUAGAAUAAGCAACAUCAGAGACUUCAUAAUCGAUUACCAGAAACAUCAAGGAAGAAGACCCUUCACACUGACUACAUCACUUCCUUUCCGGGAGUUGUUGAAUGAAUCUCUUACACUAGAGGAAGCUAACUUAAAAAAUGCUGUUGUUGUGCAAAGACUUAAAAAUAAUAUUGAGCCUUUCCGGAGUUUCUCUUCCUAGCAUUCUCCACCUAAUGGAUAGAACAGUUGCGGGAAAGGCCUUGGAAAAGUGGAAGAUGAUGUCCACGGAAUAGGUCCCCCACUGCAAUUGUUUCAGUGUACAACACCUGACUGUCAGUUGAGUGAUUUUACCUGAAUCCCCCCUCAUGAAUAGCAAUAACUCCUGUGUUUUAUGUGAUAUCUACAGUGCUCCUUUGAAAGGGCACACAGUGUAUGCUGAACUAAAGCUACCCCAAAGUCUUCUCUAUUUUUCGUUUGUUUGUUUUAAACAGCCAGGCAGAGGGUAAUAGAGCCAGCCCUACUGAACUGGGUAUUCUGUCACCAGUGCUCAUCCGUAAUGGGACGCUGUAGGGAAAACCUUGAGUAUCUGUUUACGAUUCAAGUUGCACACUGGGAAAAAUGAACUUUUAAAAGCACAACUUGACUUCAUUCUCGCUGUUACAUGUUAUCAUUUUAUAUAUUUUAUUUGAUCAGUGCUACAGUAUGAAAUUUAUGGAAAUUAAUAUAUAAAAUUCAUUUAUAUAGAAAGAUA